GUAAAAAGUACUAUGUAAUAGAUAUUUUGAUUAAUUAAUUUGAAUUCAAUUUACUCAAUAAAGUAUUUCUUUUAACAAAAAAUAAUGUCGAACAUAUGGGAGGACUCUAGAUUUUCUAAUUUAUUACGCGACUCGCGUUUUAAAAAUUUACCAACAUAUAAGAAGCAAAUUAAAAUAGAUAAACGUUUUAAAUCUAUGUUUGAUGAAGCAAAAUUCAAUUCAAAGCAGGGUGUAGAUAAAUACGGAAGACCCCUUUUAAAUUCUAAUGAAGAUGAAUUGAAAAAGUAUUAUGAUAUAGAUUCUGAUGGAAAUUCUGAAGAAGAGAUUGAAAAAGAAGCUAUAUUGGAAGAAAAAGCUUUAAAAAGUGAAAAUGACAAUUAUAUGGGAGAUGAACUAUCAAACGAUGGUAUUAUUUUAUCAACAGAGAUUAAAAAAAAACUUUUGAAUGAUGUUGAUUUUGCCCGGGGAGAAGGGAAAAUAAUAUCAGAUAGCUCAUCAGAUGAUGAAACAUCGGAAGAAGAAAAUGAUGAAGUUGAACAUGAAUUUUGGGGAGAGCUCGACAACAAUUUUGAAGAAACACAAGAAUCCACUAAACGUUUAGCUUUUUGUAACAUGGAUUGGGAUCAAAUUAAAGCUGUUGACAUAAUGAUAUUAUGCCAUUCUUUUCUGCCAGUUGGCGGAGCUGUGUUAUCUGUUAAAGUAUAUGUAUCUGAGUUUGGAAAGAAUUGUCUCAAAGAGGAAGAAACAAAAGGUCCUUUAGAUUUAGUGGGAAUAAACCAAAAUAAACAAGCAAAACUCGAACUUUCCGAAAAUGAUGAUAGUGAGGAUGAGGGGGACUCGUAUCAUAUGGAAAAGUUGCGACAAUAUCAAAUAAAUAAACUUAAAUAUUACUAUGCAAUUGCUGAAUGUGAUUCUAAAGAAACAGCUGAAAAAUUAUAUGUGGAAUGUGACGGUUUAGAAUAUGAAAGCACAUCUACCAAACUUGACUUGCGUUUUAUCCCUGAUGACAUGUCCUUUAAUGAUGAGGAUAUAAGAGAUCACUGUACCGAUUUACCUAUGAAUAUUUCGAAUUAUAAACCUCAUUUGCAGCCUGUCACGGCCCUACAGCAAGCUAAAGUUAAGGUAACAUGGGAUGACACAACUUUAGAAAGAAAAGAAGUUUUUGAGAAGUUGUCCAGCGGCAAAUAUGAGGAAAUUACUGCUGAGGAAUUAAAAAAAUAUGUUAACUGUUCUGAAGACGAAAAUUCUGAUGUAGCUGAUGAUGAUUGUAUUACAAAUACAGAAGGGUCAAAUACUAAAGCUGAGUUUGAAUCAAACAUGGAUGCCAUAUCAAAAUAUAAACUGUUAUUAGAAGACAUUAAAAAUAAAGAAAAACAAAACAGUAGGAAGAAAUUUGAAAUGGAAUAUUCUUGGGGUAUUAAUCAAUCGACGAAUGAGAGAACAAACAGAGAUAACACUUCUAAGAGAAACUCCGAUGAUGGUGGUUAUAGCUCAGAUGACAUUCCAUCUGAUAUCGAUUUAAAUGAUCCAUACUUUGCCGAAGAGCUCGGCACUAAUUCAAGAAAAGGGAAAAAGAAAAAGCAAAAACUGAAAAAAGAUUUUGAAGAAUUUGAAGAUUCACAAACUAAUGAGUUAAAAUUACUUCUAGGCGACUUUAACGAUGACUCAGGGAAAAAAGAUAGGAAAUCAAAAAGAAAAACAAAGAGGAAAAAUGAAGGAGAGGAUACAGAAAAGGGGGAAAAAAUGUGUGAGCCAGGGCUUACUUCAGAUAAUUUCCAAGUUAAUGUAAAAGACAAGAGGUUUGAAAGCAUAUAUACAUCGACAUCCUAUAGUAUAGAUCCUAACAACCCACGCUUUAAAAAAACUUUAGGAAUGGAUAGUAUAAUUCAAGAAAAAAUAAGAAGACGAGAUAAUACAGAUAAACAAAAAAGUUAAUUUUUCUUUAAUUUUUAAACAAGAGAGUAUGUAGCAUGUUUUUUACUUUGAAAAGGAAUUUUUAAUAAUUAGAUAAAGCUAUGUAAUAAAUCA
This is a messenger RNA of Condylostylus longicornis, 2028 nucleotides long. RefSeq names its product ESF1 homolog. NCBI's taxonomy places the organism in Eukaryota, Metazoa, Arthropoda, Insecta, Diptera, Dolichopodidae. Gene Ontology annotation, biological process: rRNA processing. Gene Ontology annotation, molecular function: RNA binding. The coding region runs from base 85 to 1935 and encodes 616 amino acids. Gene Ontology annotation, cellular component: nucleus. The record is from RefSeq and is a predicted model, not a curated record. The transcript has a single exon.